Messenger RNA from Durusdinium trenchii, 315 nucleotides. The record is from the annotation of a GenBank genome assembly. Lineage: Eukaryota; Dinophyceae; Suessiales; Symbiodiniaceae.
AUGCAGCGACUGCACUUGCCACGCAGCUGGAUGCAAGAGGAGGAGCCAGCCAGUGCGCCCUUGCCACUGCCAGUGGUCACCAUACCACGCUAUGAAGAGCGCAGAUGGCUUUUCAGGCCAGCAGAGGCCUCGCUUUGGGCUUGGCAACGUAUGGGCUCCUGUUUGGGUCGUGGGCGAGAAAUCUCGUUGCUUUAUGAGGAAGUGCAGACUCCAAACAGAUGGCACAAGUGGCAUUGGGCGGCCCUUUGUGUGCUCUUCAUGUGUGUAGCUGGUGUGGCCAUUGCAGUGAUUUGGCAAAAAUCCGCUCGCGGAUGA